UUCUAACAUGGAACUUAAUUAAUUGUUCUUCAUUUUCGUGUAAGUAAGCAAAAAACAAUAGAAGAAAUCUCUCUUUCUUUUUUUUCUCACCCUUUAAAGUGGUUCAACUACAUAAGCCACCAUCUCUAACCAAAAUAAAAUUAAUGUAUAGUUUUAUCUUGUAGUUACAACCACUAAUGUAUGACAUUAUUGUUUUUUUUUUGUAAUUAUUAUAAUUAUUUUUCAUUCAACAAAGCAACAUGAGCUAGAAGUUUCAUUAACCAUAUUUUUUCAUCUUAAAUUUAUUUGGGUUAUCUUUAAUAUCUAAGUAUAAACCAAUGUAACACUUUCUUAGUUUCUUUCACUUACCAAUAAUAAUAAUAAUAAUAAUAAUAAGACCAAUGGCUUCAACAACAACAACAUCAUCAAUCAGUGUUAGAUUACAAAUUCCAGGGAAUUUGUACAAAGCAGAGAAGAAGAACAACAAUGUAGGCUUGGCCAUAUCAAAUUGUUAUUACCACUCAAGAAAUGGUGCAUUAAUCAAGUUGAAACGACGGCGUUUUAGGGCUAUAGCAAGUGCUAGUAAAAGUCCUAAAAGUUUGGAUGCAAUUAAUGGAAAAAAUCUAAAUGGGACAUAUGUUGUAGAUAAAAAAAGUGAGAUUUUGACAGAUGUAAGUGUAGAUAAUUCUCCUCUUCAUGCUUAUUUACUUGGUAAAUUUGUUGAGGACAGGUUUGUUUAUAGACAAACUUUCAUUAUCCGAUCAUAUGAAACUGGUCCUGAUAAAACUGCCACUAUGGAAACACUCAUGAAUUUACUUCAGGAGACAGCUCUUAACCAUGUCACAUGCUCUGGACUUGCUGGAGAUGGAUUCGGAGCGACCCGCGAAAUGAGUAUCCGAAAGCUCAUUUGGGUUGUCACUCGGAUCCACAUUCAAGUACAAAGAUACAGUUGCUGGGGAGAUGUGGUUGAGAUUGAUACUUGGGUGGAUGCAGAAGGCAAAAAUGGAAUGCGUAGGGAUUGGAUUAUUAGAGACUACCAUACAAGAGAGAUCAUAACUAGAGCAACAAGUAUUUGGGUGAUAAUGAAUAGAGAAACAAGAAGAUUGUGUAAGAUUCCUGAACAAGUGAGACAUGAAGUUGCACCAUUUUACUUCCAUAGAGUAGCCAUUGCCAAAGAAAAGAAUGAUAGUGACAAGAUUGACAAGCUCAUUGAUCAAACUGCUCAGACAAUCCGAACUGGUUUAGCUCCAAGGUGGAGUGAUAUGGAUGCCAAUCAACAUGUAAACAAUGUCAAAUACAUUGGUUGGAUUCUAGAGAGUGUGCCAAGAAAUGUUUUAGAAGAGUAUUACUUAACAAGUAUGACUCUGGAGUAUAGAAGAGAAUGUAGGCAAUCAAAUUUACUUGAGUCGAUGACAAGUCCCACAUCGAAAGUGGAUGAAGAUUCCAAGAGUAAUUGUAUAAAAAGGAUGGCAGAUAUGAAAUAUACACACAUGCUUAGGAUGCAAGAUGAUAAGGCAGAGAUAGUAAGAGCAAGAACACAAUGGCAUUACAAAGAGAGUCAUGAUCAUCUAUCAAUAUGAUCUUUACACGUGGCAAUUUUCAUCACUAUGAUUAUUUUUUAUGAAUAUGUUUUUUUUUUUGGUUAUUUAAUGCUUUUGUUUGCUUGUUUGUUUUGUUUCUUGUACUAGUAUAUUUAUUUAUAUGGCCAUGUAAAAAUAUUCUAACUGCACUUUGUGUGUUUUCACAGUGCAUUGAUUAUAAGGUUCAAUAAGGAUUAGCUUAAUUAUUGUCAA
Cannabis sativa is the source of this 1772-nucleotide messenger RNA. RefSeq names its product palmitoyl-acyl carrier protein thioesterase, chloroplastic. Gene Ontology annotation, molecular function: fatty acyl-[ACP] hydrolase activity; acyl carrier activity. NCBI's taxonomy places the organism in Eukaryota, Viridiplantae, Streptophyta, Magnoliopsida, Rosales, Cannabaceae. The transcript has 6 exons. Bases 381 to 1559 code for a protein of 392 amino acids. The record is from RefSeq and is a predicted model, not a curated record. Gene Ontology annotation, biological process: fatty acid biosynthetic process.